Mesorhabditis belari is the source of this 1404-nucleotide messenger RNA. The record is from the annotation of a GenBank genome assembly. NCBI's taxonomy places the organism in Eukaryota, Metazoa, Nematoda, Chromadorea, Rhabditida, Rhabditidae.
AUGGAAAUCUACAAAACGCUGAAGAGGCAAAUCUCUGCGGUAACAAAUAAUGAGGGACAAUCAACAUCGGGUGCUAAAUAUGGUGGAGGAUCGGGGAAAACGUGGAUUCAUCCACCAGAUGUGCUAUUGAAUGGCCGAGUCGAGUACACGGUGAGAUUGUUGGGAUCACGUGAAGUGGCGAAAGCAAAAGGAACCGAUACGAUUCGAGAUGCAAUUCAUGCUAUUCGAUUUCAGAAACAGGUGAAAGAGUCAGAGACGGGUUACUCACAACGACAGAAAUUGCAACGAGUCGAUCUACAGAUUAACGUCGAAGGUGUAACUGUGGUGGAUUCGAAAACAAAAAUGGUGCUUUAUCGCUAUCCGCUACAGAGAAUCUCAUUUUGUGCUGAUGAUAAACAGGAUAAACGAGUGUUCUCAUUUAUUGCCAAAGCCGAGGAAAGCAAUCGUCACGAUUGUUUCGUCUUCAUGGCGGAAAAAGUCGCUGAACAAAUCACUCUCACUGUUGGAGAAGCUUUCGAUCUUGCUUAUAAGAACUUCAUGGACAAAAAUCGAGUCACUCUUCAAAAUCAAAAACAAGUUCUUUUGUUGAAGAAAAGAAUCAUCGAUCUGGAAGAAGAAAAUCAAGCUUUGACUCGUCUUGUUGAAUCUUAUCGCGCACAGAACAACACACUGCAGGCAAACAAUCCAUUGAUCGGAACACCGGCUUUGCCCACUUCUCCAAUGCCUCCCACUCCUCCACAACUUCCACCCCGUACACUUCCAUCAUUACAAAAUGGAGUGAAUAGCAAUGAAUACGUUAUCUCACCAUCCACUCAUGGAGCUUCUGCUUCAUUAGGAGUUUACACAAAGCCAACAACUCGAAAUCAAGUGUCAUUGCUAGAGAUUGAACCUUGCUCUCCAACAGGAUCUCUAUCAUCACCUUCCGGAUCAACGGCAGCUCCUCCACAACCACAAUCACAACCAUUAGGCGCUCCACCGGCUUUCAUCGCUCCUCCACCUCCAAUUGUUCCUCGACGCAAGGAUCUACCCACGUCAAGCAAUGUUCCCGAGAUUGGCCGUCGUCUUGAGGGACUUCAACUCAACAAUGUCGAAAAUGUUUUCGAUGACAAUUUUAAUCCAAGAGCUACAGAAAAGCAAAAAUCAAAAGAAGAUGGGCCAUUCGGUGACGAUUUUCUGGCGGAAUGUCUAGCGAAAGGGGCAGAAGGAGAGAAACAAACGGCUGAAGAUAUUGAGAAGAUGAUCUCUCAAGUCGACAAAAAGCUUGCUGAGAUGAGUGUCGGUUUUUCGAGUGGAAAUCUCGAGGUUGGAGACACGGGAGAAUCAUUGGGAGAUAUCGAUUUGGAGAGUGAAUACUCGGCACCGCUUGGUCAUCUACAGAAGCCUCAGAAGGAUAAUGACAAACAA